UAAACAAAUUCGGCAAAUGUCAAAGAAAUAACAAAAAAAAGUCAGCAAAACGAGCUUGGAUUUUCACGAUUUCCAUUAAUUUAGCGUAAUUUUUCUGCAAUUUCUCGCAAGAAAAUGUCUGAUGAAGAAGUAAUCAAACGCCGCCUGCAAAUCGACGGAGAUGGAACCGGCGACGACAGACGGUUAAACGACUUGCUGAAAACGUUUAUUAAGUGGUGCAAUUCAAACGAUGCACCAGAAAACAAUCAAGCGAUGUACGAUCGACUGCUCGCACAGCUGGCACAGUGUGAGUUCGACAGAAAAAAGUCGGAUUUCUAUGCAAAGGUGAUGGAGCAGGAACUGAAGAAUUACGCGGCCAUCUCCGAUGCUAUCGAAUCGGGUAUUGAAACGGCCAAAACGCAGAUCGACCAGAGUAAACACAAUCUGGUGCUGGCCAAGAAGAUACGAAAAAACCGCAUGCAGUACGAUGUGCUGGCCAAGAUCAUUAACCAGCAGCCGGAUCGUAAAGAAACCGUCAAGCAGUUGGAAUUGUUGAAGGAGGAAUUGGACAUGCUAAAAGAACAGAAGGCCGAUCUGGAGAGACAGCUGGGACAGAAAAAGAAGGACUUUAACGUGCUGAUGCGCUCGAUAGUGGAGCUGCAGGACAAGCUGGAUCCGACGAUGUCAGUGGUGCCAACUGGUACAUCCAGUGCCACCGAGGAAAAGCCGAUCGAAGCUGCCGAGGUUUCAAACGAAACUGUCGAUGAAAAGAUGUCAUGCGAUGAACCCGUAGUUAUCGAGGAGGAAGAUGAUGCGGCAAGCUCAGACAAUGAUGAAGUGAUACUGUCCUCACCAGAGAAACUGAAUUAGGAAUAUUAAAGUAAUUUGCGGUGGUUCGCACAGAAAAUGUAUAAGUGUAAUUAUUAAUAAAUUGCUUUUUUU
Molecule: messenger RNA, 921 nt
Organism: Anopheles darlingi
Lineage: Eukaryota; Metazoa; Arthropoda; Insecta; Diptera; Culicidae
Gene: thoc7
Product: THO complex subunit 7 homolog
Exons: 3
Coding region: 115-849 (244 amino acids)
Biological process (GO): mRNA processing
Cellular component (GO): THO complex part of transcription export complex
Source: RefSeq, a predicted model, not a curated record